AUGCCAUCGGGUGAUACCUUGAGAGGAACGAGGGUCGACCGAGCGGGGGAUUUUCCGGAUUCGGAAGAGGGUUUCAACGGCAACGAAGUUUGGGAGGAUGUCAUGGAGCGCAGUGGCGGUGGCGGCGAAGAGCGCACCCGGAGGGCGAACGCGCUGGCCCGCCACCUGGUGCUCCAGACGUACCAGCAGUCCGUCAUCGGAGGCGGUAGCGGUGCCCGGGGAGCGGGGCUUUUGUCUUGGGCGGCGGCGGCGGGAGGCGACGAAGCCGACGACGACGAAUCGGAAACGCCGACGGUUCUCUCGGCUCGCCUGGAGGCCGUGCAGAAGCUGCUGGAGUCAGUGGCAUCGUCGUCACCUCUACAGGAAGGCGGGGGUGCCAGAAGAGAUGGCGCGGUGGUAGUGGCGGGGGCGGCGGUGAACGGCGAUGCUGGGCGCGAGCGUGAGUGCUGGGCGUUUCUUUUGGGGGCCCGGGAGGCGUACUUGGCGUGGGCGGAGGCUUGCCGGGGCGAGGGGGGUAUGGCGGGUGCGGGAGAGGAGGACGCUGUCCGCGAUGCGGCGGAAAGGGCGAUGGCGGCGUUUGACGGAGUGCUGACGUACAAGGACGGCUGGAUGUACCCACAAGACCCCGCCAUUGCCGCGGACGAUAACUCCUCGCUGGGAUCGUGGGUGGACUUGGGAGAAGGCAGCGACGGGGCAGAAGUAGGGGCGGCUGUGGCGGUGCCCAACAACAGCAUGGUGGUUUCCUUGCCCGUGGAUUGCGGGGUCGGCGGCGAUGAUGUUGGGAUGUCGGAGGAGGAGAGAAAAGCGAAGGAAGUGGCGGAGGCUAGGCGGAAGAGGGAGAGGGAGGAGGAGGAGGCGAUCAGGGCGGCGGAAGAGACGGCGAGUCGGGCGGAAGAGGCCGCGAGGAAGGAGGAGUUGCUGGGAGUUCGUGCGGCGUGCUUGCCGGGGCUCGUCUUCUUGGCCCAUGAGGUGGCCCACAGUACCGGCUUGUGGAUGCUGCGAUGGCGCUCCGCCAACGCGGCUGAAGAGUGGUUCACGCGCGGACAGAAGCUCGUAAACACGAUCGUGAAGGACAAGUACCGUACGCUGCUCGCCCUGAACCCGGGACACAUGCGGCGGCUCCUUGGCUGUGUGGAGCGCAGCACCACUAAGCUCUUGGAGUGUACGGAGCGGGGCGUGUAGUUGUCGAUGUCAUUUCUGUGCAAGGGGGGAAGCGUUAUUGACCGUUCCGCCCUGUAGUCAAUCCUAGAAAAUGGUCGGCUUCGCGAGAGGGGCUUACGUCAUGCACGCGGUAUCUAGGGCGUAGGGACGUUGCCGAUUGGCGUGUUCUAUUCGUGCUGUUUCUCUGUUGUUGGAAUUAUUUGUUAUUGUUGGGUAGUGGGAAAAACUUGUUGGUCAGGUACGUUUUUCGUGGCUUAAACGCGUAACGAAAGUGUGCAUCGUCAUGUAUCAAGAUGCGAAGACGAGUAUACCAGACGUGGCAGGAAAAAGAGGGGUGGAACGGCGAAAAAUAUGGUACCCAUGCCUCAAGCUAGCUUGGGGUAAGGUUUUCCUCGUGACUGGGAUAGCGUUUUGCUUUGUACGAAAGUGUCG
This is a messenger RNA of Ectocarpus siliculosus, 1593 nucleotides long. NCBI's taxonomy places the organism in Eukaryota, Phaeophyceae, Ectocarpales, Ectocarpaceae. The record is from the annotation of a GenBank genome assembly.